UGGAAAAGUUUGAUGGGACUGCGGACGUUAGCCACAUGCCUCUGAGUCCGGCUGCUGACACCAAACAUGAUCGCCCGCGGCAACAGGCGGUUACUAACGGCAACCCAACAGGCUCUGCUGUUGCAAGGGACGACGACGCGGAGGACACGCCUCUUGGAAGCGACAUUGUCGUCCGCAUUGGCAUCCCGGACCUGCAGCAGACGAAGUGUUUGCGGUUGGACCCAGAGUUACCAGUUUGGACCAGUAAGCAGAGGGUUCUGGUGACGUUGACUCAGUCUCUGUCGGAUGUUUUGAACUAUGGUCUCUUCCAGCCGGCGUUCAACGGCCGAGCCGGAAAGUUUCUGGACGAGGAGCGGCUGCUGAAGGAGUAUCCUCUCCCUCCCAUCACACCCAUCCCAUACCUGGAGUUUCGUUACAAGAGAAGAAUUUAUACCCAAAGCUACGUAGACGACAAACAGCUGGCCAAGCUACACACCAAGGCCAACCUGAAGCGCUUUAUGGAACAUGUGCAUCAGAAGAAUGUGGAGAAGGUUUCCAAAUGGUUGGAAAAAGGCCUGGACCCCAACUUCCAUGACUCGGAUACCGGAGAGUGUCCUCUGACUCUGGCGGUCCAGCUGGAGGAAAGCUGCGAGUUGAUCAAAGUCCUUCGCAGCGGAGGAGCUCACCUGGACUUCAGGACCAGAGACGGGAUCACCGCUCUGCAUCGAGCCGUCCUCUGCAGGAACAGCGCCGCUCUCACUGUGAGGACAUUUAGCCCAAGCGGCGGAGGUCAUGUGGAGAACAGCCCCCCUCCCUCUCCUCCCCUCACCCCCCAGAUGAGGAAGAGGAGGCUGUACAGCGCUGUGCCGGGACGCACCUUCAUCGCUACCCGAUCCCACGUCCCCCAGGGCAACGGAGAGAUCCAGCUGCACCGCGGAGAGAGGGUCAAAGUGCUGUCUAUCGGGGAAGGAGGAUUCUGGGAAGGAACCGUGAAAGGAAGAACUGGUUGGUUUCCUGCCGAAUGUGUUGAAGAAGUACAGAUGAGACAAUACGACCCAAGACUGGAGACGAGGGAGGAUCGCACCAAGAGGCUGUUCAGACAUUAUACUGUAGGAUCAUAUGACAACUACACCUCCUACAGUGACUACGUGAUCGAGGAGAAGACGGCCGUGCUGCAGAAGAGAGAGAGCGAGGGAUUCGGCUUCGUCCUCAGAGGAGCGAAAGCUGAGACGCCCAUCGAGGAGUUCGCUCCCACGCCGGCGUUUCCCGCUCUGCAGUACCUGGAGUCGGUGGACCAGGGGGGCGUGGCCUGGAGGGCGGGGCUUCGGACCGGAGACUUCCUCAUAGAGGUGAACGGUACCGACGUGGUGAAGGUGGGUCACCGGCAGGUCGUCUCUCUGAUCCGACAGGGAGGAAGUCGCCUGCUGAUGAAAGUCGUGUCAGUUUCCCGCAAAUCAGAAUCCAACCUGAUCAGGAAGAAAGCUCCGCCUCCUCCGAAACGAGCCCCCAGCACCUCACUGACGCUCCGAUCCAAGUCCAUGACCGCUGACCUGGAGGACAUAGAGAAACUGGAUGAGAUGUUGGCGGGAAAUCAACAGGAAGUAGUUCUGAGGGCUCGACCGUCGGACGACUUCAGAGCGGCGACGGUUAAACAACGACCGACCAGCCGACGCAUCACGCAGGCCGAGAUCAACUCCCUGUUUGAGCGUCAGGGUCUCGUCCCCCCCUCCGCCCCAGAGAAGAGCACCAUGGCUUUACCCAGAGGAAUGUCCAGAACCAAAAGUUUUGGCACACCUGAGGAUGACCGGAUCUCGGCUCUGAUCAAUGAAAGCCGGUUUCCACGGAGCUCCUCACUGACGGACAGCUUCAUCCCUCCUCCUCCUCAGACAGCUCCGCCUCCUCCUCCCUCCGCCUCCGCCUCCACCUCUCCGCUCUUCCUCCUCGACUCCGGCCCUCCUCCCUCCUUCCUCCCCCCUCCUCCCCCGGCCAGAGGGGAGGGUCUGACCCGCUCCAGCUUCAAGCCGGGGGCGGAGCCGAGGCUGCAGGAGCUCAUGGAUUCGCCGACGAGGAGCCACGCCCACGCCGAGCGCCAGAGGAAGGCGAGGUCCAUGAUCAUCCUGCAGGACACGCCUCCGCCGCCGCCUCCGCAGCCUGACGCGCACGCUGCUGCCUCUCACACGCUGCACACCGCCACACACACCGCCACACACACGCUUCACACCGCCACACACACCUCCACGCUGUCCCUCCACAGCACCAGCCCCGCCCUCGGCCACUCGCCGCUGUCACGUCGCCGGGGACGACCAAUAGAAAACCCUUACGCUAACGUGGGACAGCAAGCCCCGCCCACUAAACCGCAGAGGAGGAAGUCGCCGCUGCUGAAACAACUUCAAGUAGAGGAGCAGGGCCUUGGAAUGAAAGAUCACGAUGGAAAAUCCGAUGGUGGACCCGGCAGUCCCAGCAGGGCGGAGUUAUACCAGCAGCAGGUUCUUUCUGAGCGUGCUCGGGUCCAGGGCCGCCGGUCAUCCCUCUUCCUGUCUGUGGAAGGUGCAGGGUCAGACAACCAGGUGCCACCCCUCCUGACCCUGAGCCAUUCGAUGGACGACCUAGGCGAGCUCCCACCUCCUGCUCCUGUUCUUUCGCCUUCACCGACGCCUCACACCUUCCUCCACCCGCUGACAGGGAAACCUCUAGACCCGUCAUCUCCACUCGCCCUGGCUCUUGCUGCAAGAGAACGAGCGCUCACUGCACGAACGCCUAGCCCCGAACCUCGAACUAGACAUGCAUCCGGCUCAACCACACCCAUCCUCACUCCAGCUGCAAGCCCUGAAGGGAGGCAUAAACGCACUCCUAUCACCACUCCGCACAGCAGCCCUGAGCCACGAUCCAAACGCACCACUCCUCAGACGAGCCCCGAGCAGCGAACGAAGCGAACCACUCCCCAGACCAGUCCAGAGCUGAGGCACAAACGGAUAACCCCGCCCCUAUUCCCCGACGGACAGGUGGAGCGUCCGGAAACAGAAGGAGGAGUGACAUCGCCUGCCGCCCCUUCCCCUGAGCGCUGGAGACCCGUGCCGUUGUCGGCCCUGGCCAACGAGAGCCACCCUUCUCUGAUCGACCGGCGCAAAAGCCUCACAGUGGGCAGCUCAGAGGAGGAGGGUGGAGCCUACACGGUGACGCUCCCGCCGGCGUUACUGUCGUCCAGCGAUGAGGAGACCCGAGAGGAGCUGCGAAGGAUCGGUCUGGUGGCUCCUCCCCCUGCUUUCGCCAGUCCUCCCGGCCUUCCUCCGCCAUCCUCUCUCACUUUGUUGCCACGGCGAAGUGGGGAGGGAGGCGGAGGGGAAGGGAGCGGUCCCGACUCUCUGGGUAGACGAGAUGAGGAAGAAGGAGGGGACGAGCAACUUCACGACAGCUCCUCCUCACCCAGCUCACUCCCUCCUUCAAUCAUCUUGGCCUCCCCUCCUGCUCCACCUUCUCCUUCCUCACCUCCGGCUCACCCUACCCCCUCCCCCGCAGCCACCUCCCCAUCAGGCCUUAAGCCCCGCCUUCGUUCACCUAUUGGCCGGGGCCGCUCAGCGCUUAGGGACCCACUGCUGAAACAAUCAUCAGACAGCGAGCUCCUCCCCCACGCUGCAUCCUCCUCCUCCCCUUCCUCCCCACUCUGCUCCUCCCCGACCAGCGGGAGGCAGCCACGCUAUCUGUUCCAGCGGAGGUCCAAACUGUGGGGAGGUGGGGAUGACCGCAGUGAUGAGAGGCGAGGCUUCAGCCCAGAUGAAGGUGUAAGCCGUCCUUCAGCGCUAGGGGGUCAAGGGUCAGGGUCAGCUGUGGAUCUGACGAGCCGGUCAGCAUCUGCACUGGAGCUGAGCGGCAGGGCCGGAUCUGGACUGGACCUCGCUAAUCGGCUCCAGCUGCUGAACAAGGACAGUCACUCUCUGGGGGAGGAACCGAGUCCCCUCGACCCGGGCCGGAGGUCACCAGUAGGAGGUGCAAGGUUGUUCUCCAGUCUAGGUGAGCUCCACACCAUCUCCCAGCGAGGAUAUGGCGCCAGCUACACCGUCCGCCCAGGAAGUCGCUACCCUGUAACCCGCCGCAGCGCUUCCCCUUCUCCUUCCCCCUCUGAUAGGUCAAUAGGGCUUCCCUCCUCCACCGCCCCCUGCUCAGAAAGGCCAGAUCUGAGCUCGGGUCGUGGUCUAACCAUCCUGAAGUCGUCCAGUCUCAGUCUCCCCUCUGAACCAAAGGAGGUUCGGUUUGUGAUGCGAAGUGCCAGCGCUCGAACCAGGUCCCGUUCACCCUCACCUUCUCCCCACGCCUCCCCCUGCCCCUCCCCAGUCCUCAGCGGGCCCCUGUUGGCUCUUCGGCCAUGGAGGCAGCGGCCCCUCAACCUGUGGAAUAAAUAUGACGUGGGUGACUGGCUGGAGAGCGUAGGUCUGGCCGAACACCGCCAGCGCUUCCAGGAGCACGAGAUCGAAGGCUCCCAUCUCCCGGCCCUCACCAAGGAGGACUACGUGGAGCUGGGCGUCACCAGACUGGGACACCGAAUCAACAUCGAGCGAGCGCUCAGACAGCUGCUGGAUGGUUCCACUUGACCCCUCACCUCUGACCACUCACCUCUAGACAUCCUGAACUGUGACCUCAUAACCACUAGGCCAUCUCUUUGACUAGGAAAUCUUAUCAAUGACUGAAUCUUUAGACCUUUUUACCAACGUGGGGCCCAGCUCUCCGAGUAAUCUCAGGGUCAUUUUGGUUUAUCAGCUCUUUGAUCAACUCAGUUUGUGAAG
Molecule: messenger RNA, 4757 nt
Organism: Scomber japonicus (chub mackerel)
Lineage: Eukaryota; Metazoa; Chordata; Actinopteri; Scombriformes; Scombridae
Gene: shank3b
Product: SH3 and multiple ankyrin repeat domains 3b
Exons: 19
Coding region: 36-4565 (1509 amino acids)
Cellular component (GO): dendritic spine; postsynaptic density; postsynaptic membrane
Molecular function (GO): ionotropic glutamate receptor binding; synaptic receptor adaptor activity
Source: RefSeq, a predicted model, not a curated record